Messenger RNA from Alligator sinensis (Chinese alligator), 4502 nucleotides. RefSeq names its product Janus kinase 3 (gene JAK3). The coding region runs from base 265 to 3633 and encodes 1122 amino acids. The transcript has 24 exons. Gene Ontology annotation, cellular component: cytoskeleton; membrane; cytosol. NCBI's taxonomy places the organism in Eukaryota, Metazoa, Chordata, Crocodylia, Alligatoridae. The record is from RefSeq and is a predicted model, not a curated record. Gene Ontology annotation, molecular function: non-membrane spanning protein tyrosine kinase activity; ATP binding; cytokine receptor binding. Gene Ontology annotation, biological process: cytokine-mediated signaling pathway; peptidyl-tyrosine phosphorylation; hemopoiesis.
CCCGACGCCCACGCAAGCCCGGAAAUACAAGCAGCGAGCGCCCAGCAGCCUGGUCCUGCCCCAUCGCCAGGGCGUCGCCUCGCCUGCCCCCAGGGUGGGCUGGAUUGAGGACCCCUCAUCCCCUCCCAGAGCCGCGGGGCUGCACCCGAUGGCUAACCCGGGGCUUGCCUUGGCAGCGCCCUGAGAUGCGCUCCAGACCGGGGGCGAGCCGAUAGCACAAGUGCCCCCGAGCAGCGUGGAGACACCCCCGGUGCCCGCCCCGCCAUGGCCCCGCUGGGCGAAGACACCCCCCUGAUGGGGCACUGCUCCAGCAGCCUGUCCUCCACCGAGGCGGGCAUGCUGCAGGUGCACCUGUACCACCAGCCCGGCACCCCCAACUCCUCCGGCACCCUCACCUUCUCCUUCGGCGAGUACCUGGCAGAGGAGCUGUGCGUGGCGGCCGCCAAGGCCUGCGGCAUCCUGCCCAUUUGCCACUGUCUCUUUGCCCUGGCCACCGAGGACCUGAGCGGCUGGUUCCCCCCCAACCACGUCUUCACCGUCAGCGAUGCCACCACCCUGGUCGUCGUCUACAGGAUCAGGUUCCUCUUCCCCAACUGGUGCAGGCCGGGGAAGUCGCAGCGGUUCCAGCUGCUGCAGGACCGGGCCAGCACCGUCCUGGACCAGCCCGUCAUCGACUACCUCUUUGCUCAGUCCCGCAGCGACUUCCUGCGGGGGCUCGUGGCGGGGGCGCUGAGCUGGCAGACGCUGGAGGCCUGCCUGUGCCUGGCCGUGCUGGACAUGCUGCGCAUCGCCAAGGAGCGCCGGCAGAGCCUGGACCGCGUCUUCAGCUGCGUCAGCUACAAGUCCUGCCUGCCCGAGGGGCUGCGGGACCAGAUCCAGCAGCGCGGUUUCUUGACCCGCAAGCGCAUCCGCCGCAAGUUCGGGCAGUCGCUGCGGCGCCUGGGCGCCUGCCAGACGGAUGCCCGCUACCUCAAGAUCAAGUACCUGCUGGACCUGGCGCGGCUGCAGGGCACGGGGGCCGAGGAGUGCUUCUGGGUGCGGUUCCCUGGCGCCCCCGACCCCGAGACCCUCAUCCACGUGGCAGGGGAGAGCGGCGUCUUCUGGAGCCACAGCGGGGACGAGGUGAGGCGGGGGCCGAGCGCCGGCUGUGGGGUCACCCCUGGAGCUGGGGCUCUGGGGUGCCAGCACCCGCUGGUGGGCACGUUACCUGCUGCCGCCAGCCAAGGGCAAUGCUGGCAGCGUGCACGGGGCUGUACGGUGCCCUCCCUGCCUGUGCCGCCCGCGCAGGAGGUGGAGUUCCCCAGCCUGCGGGAGGCGCUGUCCUUCGUCUCCCUCCUGGACGGCUACUACCGGCUGACGGCGGACGCCCACCACUACUUCUGCAAGGAGGUGGCCCCCCCCCGGCUUCUGGAGGACUUGGAGAACCGGUGCCACAGGCCCAUCAGCUCGGAGUUUGCGGUGCACAAGCUGAAGGCGGCAGGGAGCAGCCCGGGGCUCUACCUCCUGCGCCGCAGCCCCCAGGACUUCGACAGCUACCUGCUGACGGUCUGCGUGGAGACGGCAUUGGGGAUAGACUACAAGCGCUGCCUGAUCCGGAAGGACCCAGACGGCAGCUACGGGCUCUCCGGGGUGGCGCGGCGCCUCGGCAGCCUGCGGGAGCUGCUGGGCACCUACCAGCAGUGCAGCCUGCAGGCCGACGGCGUGGCCAUGCGCCUGGCCGAUUGCUGCCCUCCACGGCCCAAAGAAAAGUCCAACCUGCUGAUCGUGCGGGGGGGCUGCUCCCCGCUGCCCGGCUCCCCCUCCGCCCCGCGCCGCAUCCCCAACCAGAUGACCUUCCACAAGAUCCGGCUGGAGAACCUGACCUGGGGCGAGAGCCUGGGCCAGGGCUCCUUCACGCGGAUCUACCAGGGCAUCCAGCGGGACCAGGAGGGCGGCGAGGAGCACCAGACCGAGGUCUUGCUCAAAGUGCUGGACAGCGGCCAGCGCAACUGCUCCGCGUCCUUCCUCGAAGCCGCCAGCGUCAUGAGCCAGGUCUCACACAAGCACCUCGUCCUGCUGCACGGGGUCAGCAUCGGGAAGGACAGCGUCAUGGUGCAGGAGUACGUGCGGCACGGCGCCCUCGACACCUACCUGCGCCGCGGCCAGGCCGAGGGCAAGGUGACCACCAGCUGGAAGCUGCAAGUGGCCAAGCAGCUGGCCUACGCCCUCAACUUCCUGGAGGACAAGAAGAUCGUCCACGGCAACGUCUCGGCUAAGAAAGUGCUGCUGGCGCGGGAGGGGGACGCGGCUGGCGGGAGCCCCCCCUUCAUCAAGCUCAGCGACCCGGGGGUCAGCAUCACCGUGCUGGCCCCAGAGCUGCUCGUGGACCGCAUCCCCUGGGUGGCCCCCGAGUGCGUCCGCGACCCCAAGGCCCUGGCGCUCGAGGCGGACAGGUGGAGCUUCGGCGCGACGCUCUGGGAGAUCUUCAGCAGCGGCGCCGUGCCCCUGAGUGCGCUGGAGCCCUCCAAGAUGCUGGAUUUCUACCUGAGCGCCCUGCAGCUGCCCCCUCCCAAGUGGACGGAGCUGGCCAACCUGGUGGCCCAGUGCAUGGACUACCAGCCCUGCGGGCGCCCCUCCUUCCGCGCCAUCCUCCGGGACCUCAACAGCCUCAUCACCUCGGACUACGAGCUGCUGUCGGACCUGUCGCCCAGCGACCCCCCAGCCAGGGACGGCUUCUGGGACUACGCCAACGCGCCCCUGUGCCAGGACCCCACGCUCUUCGAGGAGCGCCACCUCAAGUACAUCUCUGUGCUGGGCAAGGGCAACUUCGGCAGCGUGGAGCUGUGCCGCUACGACCCGCUGGGCGACAGCACCGGGGAGCUGGUGGCCGUGAAGCGGCUGCAGCAGAGCUCGGCCGAGCAGCUGCGGGACUUCGAGAGGGAGAUCGCCAUCCUGCGCGCCCUGCACAACGACUUCAUCGUCAAGUACCGCGGCGUCUGCUACAGCCGGGGGCGCCGGAGCCUGCGGCUGGUGAUGGAGUACCUGCCCAACGGGUGCCUCCGGGACUUCCUGCAGAAGAACCAGGCGCGCCUGGACCACCGCAAGCUGCUGCUCUACGCGCUGCAGAUCUGCAAGGGCAUGGAGUACCUGGGCGCCCAGCGCUGCGUGAACCGGGACCUGGCCAGCCGCAACAUCCUGGUGGAGAACGAGAGCCACGUGAAGAUCGGGGACUUCGGCCUGGCCAAGCUGCUGCCCCAGGGCAAGGAGUACUACGUCGUGCGUGAGCCGGGGCAGAGCCCCAUCUUCUGGUACGCACCCGAGUCGCUGGCUGACAACGUGUUCUCCCGCGAGUCCGACGUCUGGAGCUUCGGCGUCGUCCUCUACGAGCUCUUCACCUUCAGCAGCAAGAGCCGGAGCCCCUCGGAGGAAUUCCUCCGCAUGAUGGGGCCGGACAAGCCCCCGCAGAUCAUCUGCCCCCUGCUCGAGCUCCUGAAGGACGACAAGCGGCUCCCGGCGCCCGCCAGCUGCCCCACCGAGGUGCACGCCCUCAUGCUGAGCUGCUGGACCUUCACCCCCGGCAAGCGGCCCACGUUUGGGGAGCUGGCAGCCAGGAUCGAGGCGCUGCAGGACAGCCGCAGCAAAGUCCGGGGGUAGCACCCGAGGCUGGCGCCCGCCCCGCAGACAGCGCUGGAGUGGGCACCGCCUGGGACCCCCCGCCACCAGAAGCAGCAGGCUCUGCCCAAGGUCCCCGUGGCCACCGCAAGCUUAGUGCUAGGACGACGAUGCUGCUCGGUGCCAAGGAUGUGCGGGCAGCUUGCAGCGUGCCCUCAAGGACCUCUCUGCUCCCCUCUGGGCUCCGUGGGCCCUGCCAGGCUGCCCCCCGUGCCAGCACAAUUGGACGCCUGGCUGCAGAGCAGUGAUUGCCCUGGGGCAGGGCUGGGCACAGGGGCAGUGAUGCCACCCUCCCGCACCCCAUGGGGACCAGCUACCUGGCAAGAGCCCCUGCUGCCCCCACGGCUCAGCCUGGCUCCUCAGCCGCGACUCACCUGGCCCAGACCAGGCUGCGCCCAGCGGCACUGCUGCCCCAGAGCAUUGGGUGUGAGGGGCUGGCAGCGCGAAGGAUGCCCUGUGGUUUCCCAGGUCCUGCGACGCCCGGUCCCCAGGUCUGGUCCACACCGAGAAGAGACCCUGGGGCCGCGGGGCCUGGACAGCCCUGGCUUGUUUGGGCAGCACUGUGCCCCCACUGCUCCCCUGGCCCCCCUCCAUCGCCAUUUGCCAGCCAGGACCUGCUGGUUGAGGUCUCUCUAGUGGCUUUUUAACCCCCUAUUUUUCCUUGGGGCGCGGGGGGUGUUUGGAAACCAGCCCCCCUUGCCUAUACCGGGGCUUCCCAGAGCCUGCAGAGGGGCUGAGCUGGGUGGCAAAGGCCCCAGCCAGGCAAGCUGCCGGCAGGACACGCUCUGCGCUUGCUUGUGCCCGGUACAGACCGCAAAAGGCAUCGCCUUGACAUUAAAACCCUGGAAAGA